GACUCAUUUCCAGAACUUUAGCAAAUUUAGAACCUCCAGGCUGCUCAAUCGGAGUGGUUCUUCCCCAAAAUCGCAGCCAUUUUCCCGGGAAUUUCGUCUUUCGCUUGUUUCGUGACGGGACGUUCUGGAUGCAAACUUCUUUUCUUUUUUUUCACAAAUUAGUCGUUUAGGCCAAGUCUUGGCAGGUUUUUUUUGUGGAGAUUCUUUUUGACCAUAUCGGGAGAACUUUCUUAUAUUAGUUGGGACGCGUCCCGGGACCAAGUUCAGUGCUUUGGAACGCAUCAUCAAGUGUGGAGCAGUUUUCGUGGCUGUUUGUGGCGAGAGUUGGAAAACCAUCGGGAAAUGGUUUUUGGUUGAUUCGGUGGAAAUAGUUUGUGUGUGUGUUUGUUUGUGGACUCGGUGUUUGCUUUUCGCAACAUAUUUGAGUGGACUUGAAAGUGCUCUCGAAAUGGGAGGAAGAACUUUGAUGCUGUGCGGCUUCCUGGUUGUGCUGGUAGCCGUGGAACGAUGUGCUGGAAGUCGGUCCGACGUCCGGCAGCAGCUGCGCUCCGAGGUGGUGUACAGCGAGCGGAACCACAAGGAGGGACGUUACAAGUACGGUUACGCGGUCAAGAAGGGCGAAUCGCAGUUCCACCACCAGCGCUCGCUGGACGGGGCGAUGUACGGAUGCUACGGCUACGUGGAUCCCCAGGGCAAGCUGUUCAUAACGCACUACCUGGCGGACAUGGCCGGGUACCGGCUGGUGAACAUGGCCAAUCCGGACCGGAAGCUGGCGGAAAGGAUCCGGAACUUGGGUACCGCGGAUAGUCCCAUCGAUUUGCAACAUUUGUUCCCGGCAGAGUGUCAGGAGGAUGGGGACAUGAAAACGCUGAAGGAAACGGCUGAUGCAAUGAAGGCGUCGCUAGCGGAAUCUGGGGAUCAGAGCGCGUCUUACCGAUCACGAUCGUCAUCGCACUCGGUAUCUUCUGGAAGCCAAGAUUCAACAAUACGGGGAACAAGUACGGCAAGCCAGACUUCUCAGUCGAAUUCCGGUCAACAAUCGACAUCUUAUGGGUCACGAUCAAGCUCUACAACGGGAUCAUCAGAAAGUGGAUAUUCAAAAACCAAAGGAUCAUCAGACUUGUUGAAGAGUACUUCAAACAUUGAAGUAGAUCAGGUUAAAUCCAACCAGAAUCAAUUGGGAUUCAAGGAAUCCUUUGGAAACGACAGAAAAGUUCAGACAUCUCAGUCGGUAACAAUCACUAAACAACAGUCCAGCUCCCAACAAGCUUCUGACGGCAAAUCCAGCGUAGAUUUGAUCAAAACAAAUGUCAACAGAGGAUCCAAUCAGGGCAAGACUUCCGUUGGAACGUUAACUGCUUCAGAACCAAAGUUUGUCAUGAAGUCCAACACGAAGGACUCAUCGGUCAGCUUUGCCGCUUCGGACUCGAACAGGUCGUCAACAUUGAAGAAGACUGCUUCUGGAACUAAUGUGGCUCACGAAACAAAGAAAUCUACUUUCUUGGAAAAAGCUGAAGUAACUUCAGGUUCUAAGGUAGCCUCUCAAGCUACUGGUCAGCAAACGUCUGAAUCUCAAACUGAGAUCAACGUUUCAGGAAACAAAUUAGAUGUGACCACCAGUUCCACUGAAGCAAGAACUAGUGUAGGGAAAUCUGAACAGAAAGCUUCUGGAAGUAAUGGGGCUCACGAAACAAAGAAAUCUCCUUUCUUGGAAAAAGCUGAGGCUACUUCAGGUUCUAAGGUAGCCUCUCAGAUAAAUACAAAUGUUCAAGGACAGUCAGUCAAGCUUGCAGCAGAAAUCCCCGAUGUGGCUAAUUAUGAAGAGAUCAAUCUUAGAUUUGAUGACGAUGAUGCUUCAGACGUGGAGGCCGGUGUCAAGCAGUCCUCAACUUCCAGUACAUCAUCAAGUAAGAAGACAGACCAGGGUGCCUUUUCAGGCCGUAGCAGUUCAGCUGUGUAUCGGGGAACUGUCAAAUAUGCCAACUAUGCUAUCGGAAGCAAUCAAGCUACGGAUCAGAGCAAAACAACAACUGCUACUAAAAGCGCUGAAGUUCAGCGGAAGGUUCCGCGUGGCAAGGCUCGAGUUCAGCAGCAGACUGAAACGAGGUUGGAGCAAAAUGUUGCAAUGAAUCUUCAUGUUAGAACCGUAGCUAAAAGCCGAAUGGGAGCAGUUACUGUCGCUGAGUACAUAAAGGAUUCUACGUCUAGUGAUGCUUCCAAGAUGCAGCAAGCAGAAUCAGUACAGCAGAGCACUGAUAUGAGUACAAAACAAGAGGAAAUCUCGGUUAAGUCUAUCCAGACGUUUAAGAGUGACCAAGAAUACAGUACAAAUAAGCAAAAUGUUGAGGUAUCGUCUGAUCAAGUCGUUGCAGAAGAUCGUGUCAUGCAAAAGGAAUCAUCUAAUGUUGGCGGUUUGAAGCAAGGUGCGGAGCAAUCCGGUACAAUUCAAACCAGCCAGAAGUCUAUGAGUAAGCAAGAAUACAGCACCAACAAGCAGACAAUCGACGUAUCUACCGAUCAAAGCAAGGUACAAAACCAAAUUGUUUCUAAGGAAUCAAUCAGUGCAACAGAGUUGCAAGAUUCUACGAAGUCUGAGACAGUACAAAAUCAACGCUCCUCCGAAACUAGCUCUGGAAGGUCAUACAACCAAGCUAAAGCAGAACAGUCAAUGAAGCAGGUUAAAGAAUCGUCGAAGGAUUCUGCUCCCAUCAUACGAUUCGCGAUCCCCGGAAUAAUCCAACAAGGAUCACCAGUCCAGGGACGUCGUAGUUUCGUCGGGAUCCCAAACUUGAACGGCAUCUUCCCCACGAACUCCCAGUCCCGAGUGGGUACCGUACCCGUAGGCGAAGAUGACUACCCGCGAUCGGAAGUCAUGAGACUACCGGCAACACCCCGACCCUCGACUCCAGCCUCACCGGAUGCCGUCUCGGUUUCGUACCAACUGCCGAGCGGAACCGAUCGCACCCCGGUCACUCCGAGACCCACGACCGUCUUUCGACCGACAACGGCCGGAUUCCCGGCAACAACCGUAAAGUCACUCAUUUACAGGACGACAGUUGGUCCAAGUGGGGACAUUUACGAUGAGAUCGAAGAGGAACCCGAGCUGGGAAGUCGUCCAACGUUGAUGUCACCGCAGAUUCCAGAGCAGAAGCCACCAAUCGCUACUUCCGGUGGUGUUACGGUGAUUCCAUCUAUUAGCCAAGGUGUCUUAGUUGAAAACACUGCAUUGCCGCACUGUUCCGAUGUUACGCUGAUGAUUCCGGCCGACGCAAAGCAGAUCUUCGUUCGGACCAACUCUCAGGCGUUCCGAGUUUACGGAGCUGGUGACCCGAACGAGCGAAUCCGCCUGGUUGAACCCGGAGUGUACGAGGUGAAUCUUGGCGCCACCAGUGGAAUCCAGUUCAACCAGUAUCGAGCUGACGAAGGCGACUGGAAGAGAUCGAACAAGCUCCAGCUGGACAUGGAUCGCAGCUUCGACUAUGGUGAGCUGGUGCAGAAGCCGUUGUACAGCCGCGCCCAGUCGGCAACAACUGGUGACGGUGGCAACCAGGCGCGGCUGAACAAUCCUUAUCUCCCGCUGGUGCCGGCUCCCGUGGAAGCUCGUAACGCGGUAGGAUCGGCGGAACCAGUUCUGACACCCGAGCAGCGUUCGCUGCUCAGCUUGGUGCCAUCCUGGAAGAAGGUUCUACUUUAUUACUAAUUGACCCCGCAGCUGAACCCCGUUGGCAACUGAAGAUCCGAUAUUCGCGCAGAAGACAAUGCUCUGGCUCCAACCUGGAGGCACUAAAAUUAAGUUUAUUUGAUAAGUAUGCUAAUGAAGUCGUCGUUGCAGCUCUCCGAAAA
This is a messenger RNA of Culex pipiens pallens (northern house mosquito), 3843 nucleotides long. RefSeq lists its product as uncharacterized. Bases 449 to 3700 code for a protein of 1083 amino acids. NCBI's taxonomy places the organism in Eukaryota, Metazoa, Arthropoda, Insecta, Diptera, Culicidae. The record is from RefSeq and is a predicted model, not a curated record. The transcript has 5 exons.